Molecule: messenger RNA, 290 nt
Organism: Racocetra persica
Lineage: Eukaryota; Fungi; Glomeromycota; Glomeromycetes; Diversisporales; Gigasporaceae
Source: the annotation of a GenBank genome assembly
UUUGGGUUAUUGAUGAACAUUUGGCGUGGGAUAAUCUAAUUUAUUUAGCAGUUGGUCACGUAGAAUAUUUGAGCCAGCUAAUUCGGAUAGAAGGUCCUCCAUUACCCCCUGAGAUUGAGGAAGCAAAAAAUAAGAAAGCAAUUGAGCGAUCUCUAAGACCAUUUAUUUCUGGAAAACUCGUAAGAUAUAUAGAUCAAGAUAAGAAAAAAGGUCAUGAAUUUAACUUAUCUGUUGAUUAUAUCCUUACGAUUGAUCGAAUUGAUAAUAAACUAGGACAUAUAAAAGAUAAU